AAGUUUGGCAACAUUGUGAAAAAAGCAAACACGAGCCGCAUUACAAACAUCACGCAGAAUUUUAGAGGAAAACAUUGAAUAGUGUUUAAAUAAUUAAAUUAAUUUCUAAAAUAGAUACACAAGGCGCAUAUUUGCAUAUAUUAAAACGAACUACACUUCGUGCCUCCCCAGAACGCAUUGUAAAUUGCGGAAAAAUCGAGAAUCAGUUUAGUACCACGCAGACGCAAAACAACAACGUGCCGCGUGUAGCCGCACUGCCAGUUAUUCCCAAAACAGUAAAUAUUAGCCGCAGCACUGAAUUCGUGCCACGCACCACUUCCCUUAGUCCACAGGAUGGUACCAAUCGGUGCUGUACAUGGUCACCCGGGCGUACAUCCGCCACAGCCGAUGCCUACGGCACCUACGGGCCCUAACACAUUGCAGUCUUCGUCUUCAGCCACUUCCAACACCCCGUCAAAUAAGAGUUCACUUUCGGUGAAACCCAAUUAUGCCCUGAAAUUUACCUUGGCCGGUCACACAAAAGCCGUAUCUGCUGUUAAAUUUAGCCCAAAUGGAGAAUGGUUAGCCAGUUCAUCGGCUGAUAAAUUGAUUAAAAUUUGGGGCGCUUAUGAUGGUAAGUUCGAAAAAACCAUCUCCGGCCAUAAGCUUGGUAUAAGCGAUGUCGCCUGGUCAUCUGACUCUCGGUUGCUGGUAAGCGCCAGCGAUGAUAAAACACUUAAGGUGUGGGAACUAAGCUCGGGCAAAUGUUUGAAAACUCUGAAAGGGCACAGCAAUUAUGUCUUCUGUUGCAACUUUAAUCCGCAGUCUAAUUUGAUUGUUUCUGGCAGUUUUGAUGAAAGUGUGCGUAUUUGGGACGUUCGCACCGGCAAAUGUUUGAAGACUCUUCCAGCGCACUCUGAUCCUGUAUCAGCAGUUCAUUUCAAUCGGGACGGGUCCUUAAUUGUAAGUUCCAGCUAUGACGGCCUAUGUCGUAUUUGGGAUACCGCAAGUGGUCAGUGUCUGAAAACUUUGAUUGAUGAUGAUAAUCCACCGGUGAGCUUUGUCAAAUUUUCGCCCAAUGGAAAGUAUAUUCUGGCGGCCACUUUGGAUAAUACUUUAAAAUUAUGGGACUACUCGAAAGGCAAAUGCUUGAAGACAUAUACCGGACACAAAAACGAAAAGUAUUGCAUAUUUGCAAAUUUCUCAGUAACUGGUGGCAAGUGGAUUGUAUCUGGUAGUGAAGACAAUAUGGUCUAUAUCUGGAACUUACAGAGCAAAGAAGUCGUUCAAAAGCUUCAGGGUCAUACGGAUACUGUUUUGUGCACAGCUUGUCACCCUACGGAGAACAUCAUUGCUUCGGCGGCGUUAGAAAAUGACAAGACUAUCAAAUUGUGGAAAAGUGACACAUAAACGCACGCGAAUCAUAAAAUUCGAUUGUGUGCGAAUACAAAUAUAGUUCUAUUAAUUAAACUAGUUUAAGAAAUCAACCUCAGACGUUUACUAUGUUUUGUAAUAACAAAACCCUCAUACAUAAACAUUUCAUUUCUGAUAUCUGUACGAAAUUAAACUUCAUUCAAAUAAAGUUCUAAAACUGAUAUCAUACUACGCUUAUGCGUAGGUCAGCAGACUUGAAAGCAAGACUUGACGUGUCUGAAAGGGGACUUAUACG
This is a messenger RNA of Rhagoletis pomonella (apple maggot), 1648 nucleotides long. Its product is annotated as protein will die slowly. Gene Ontology annotation, cellular component: Set1C/COMPASS complex. The transcript has 2 exons. Gene Ontology annotation, molecular function: histone binding. The record is from RefSeq and is a predicted model, not a curated record. NCBI's taxonomy places the organism in Eukaryota, Metazoa, Arthropoda, Insecta, Diptera, Tephritidae. The coding region runs from base 334 to 1389 and encodes 351 amino acids.